This is a messenger RNA of Xenopus tropicalis (tropical clawed frog), 2463 nucleotides long. It is a transcript of the gene slc25a20l, whose product is annotated as solute carrier family 25 (carnitine/acylcarnitine translocase), member 20, gene 2. Gene Ontology annotation, cellular component: mitochondrial membrane; membrane. The transcript has 9 exons. The record is from RefSeq and is a predicted model, not a curated record. Gene Ontology annotation, biological process: O-acyl-L-carnitine transmembrane transport. Lineage: Eukaryota; Metazoa; Chordata; Amphibia; Anura; Pipidae. Bases 30 to 941 code for a protein of 303 amino acids.
GCCAGGAUUCUGACACUUAGCUUACAUCCAUGGCCAUCAACAGUAAGACACAAACUGCCCCCCCUGUCAAAAAUGUCAUUGCAGGAGGCAUUGGAGGAAUGUGCCUCAUACUGGCUGGUCAGCCCCUGGACACUAUCAAGGUCAAUCUGCAGACUCAGCCUUCGCCUGCCCUGGGACAGCAACCUCUGUAUAACAGCACCCUGCACUGCUUCAGCAAGAUUAUUGCACGAGAGGGUAUCAGAGGCCUGUAUAGAGGAAUGGGAGCUCCGUUGGCAGUGGUCACCCCUAUCAUGUCAAUUACAUUUGUGGGGUUUGGCUUAGGGAAGAGCCUCCAGCAGACAAGCCCUGACAGCAUCUUAAGGUCCUGGCAGGUGUUUGUGGCAGGAAUGUUGGCCGGGCUGAGCAGUACAGUCCUGAUGGCCCCUGGGGAGCGGAUCAAGUGUCUGUUACAGGUACAGUCUGUUACCCUGAAGAAAACUUUCCAAGGUCCCUUAGACUGUGCCCAAACUCUGUACAGAGAGCUUGGUAUCCGGGGGCUGUACAGGGGGACACUGCUGACCCUUAUUAGGGAUGUUCCAUCCACUGGGGUUUAUUUCAUGAGCUACGAGUGGAUGAAGGAAAAGAUGAGAGGAGAGAGGAGCAGUGCCAGAGAGCUAAGGGCUACAGAAAUCCUGCUUGCUGGCGGUGUGGCUGGCAUGUGUAACUGGCUGGUAGCCAUUCCGGCUGAUGUGCUCAAGUCUCGCUUCCAAACAGCUCCUGAGAAUCACUAUAAGAAUAUCCUGGAGGUUCUGAGAGAAGUUUUGCACUCAGAGGGACCCUGCGGACUGUACAGAGGAUUCACUGCAGCCAUGCUCCGAGCCUUCCCAGCCAAUGCAGCUUGUUUCCUGGGGUUCGAAGCUUCAAUGUCAUUCCUGAAUUGGCUGAUUCCAGAGACAGUGUGACUCCCACAGGAUACAGAACUGUUCCUUUCAGGUCCAUAGGGGGCCUCCAUCCUCAUCUCCCCUGCUCUCAUCUAGUCGCCUGGCAACACCUCCUCCCAAAACAACAUAUGGUCCAUUGUGUUACUUACUGAGAAAAUAUGUGCCUUUCUGAAUGGGACUUACAGUAUUGCUAACAUUUUGUUCCAUUCACAUACAGUAUUAGCGUGAACUAAACCUUCUGUCUCUGUAUAUUUGUAUUUAUACAUGUGGGAGGGAGGUGCCAUAGUGUUUCCCUUAUACAGCACAGUAUGGGGGUACAGCUUAUUGUGUGCCCAGAACAUUCCUUCUCUGUAUAUUUGUAUUUAUACAUAUGGGUAGGGAGCUGCCAUAGUGUUUCCCUUAGACAGUACAGUAUGGGGGUACAGAUUAUUGUGUGCCCAGAACAUUCCUUCUCUGUAUAUUUGUAUUUAUACAUAUGGGUAGGGGGUGCCAUAGUGUUUCCCUUAGACAGUACAGUAUGGGGGUACAGCUUAUUGUGUGCCCAGAACAUUCCCUCUCUGUAUAUUUGUAUUUAUACAUAUGGGUAGGGGGUGCCAUAGUGUUUCCCUUAGACAGUACAGUAUGGGGGUACAGAUUAUUGUGUGCCCAGAACAUUCCUUCUCUGUAUAUUUGUAUUUAUACAUAUGGAUAGGAGGUGCCAUAGUAUUUAGACAAUACAGUAUGAGGGUACCAACAACCCACCCUACACUCUACACUGGCUUUUCAUGAAAGGAAAGUUUUUAAUGUCUAAAGCCAAUUAAGGGGAUGCUGUUGUACAAAGUUUAGUUAAUUAGAUAUAGUGUAUAAGGGUUAAUUUAUCAUGUUUUAUUUUUAUUAAGGAUAUAUGGCAUUUCAGUGGUGCUUCCAGUACCACAGACCUCAAAUAUCUAUUUUGGGGCAGGUUAGUAAAUUACCAGGCAGGGGUAAACCCCACAUGUAGGUCCCGCUGUUGGGUAGUAGGGCAACCUGUAACCUGCUGUUGUCCAUUCCCAAUGCAGCUGAAUGGCCCUGGGUAGGGGGCUGACCCAUGGGAAGAAGUGUAUCCCUAUCCAGGGGCAGGCAAGCCCUGUGGGUGCUGGAGAGGAAAUCACAGGGAAAGGGUUCCUAUAAGAAGAAGUAGCUAUGGUAGGGUGGGUACUAUGGUACUCUCCUCGGGAGAGACAGUCAGGGUUAUUUAGAAGAACAGUUUGAAGGUCCAACUAGGACAGAAAUAUUUUCAAUUGCCAGAAAGUCUUCUGGAUCUUUACUCUACAGACUAGGGUACCUAAAGGGUUACGUGAGAUAUGGAAUGUAGACUAUUUCUGGUGAUUUAGAGAUAUUAUGUUUGUGUAACUGGUCGCAAUUAAAAUGUCACCUAAAUUAAGCAGUAUUUAAAUGCUGUUUUGUGAUUGGAUAUCAGCCUAUGCUUACGGACUGGCAAUGUGCGAAAAGCAUCAGGUGGAACUUCCAGCCCUUCCAUGACUUACAAUGUUCAUAAAUUGCUUGAAUAAAAGUCAAGUUUUAU